This is a messenger RNA of Dufourea novaeangliae, 1285 nucleotides long. RefSeq names its product Kv channel-interacting protein 4-like. Gene Ontology annotation, molecular function: calcium ion binding. The coding region runs from base 1 to 1275 and encodes 424 amino acids. The record is from RefSeq and is a predicted model, not a curated record. NCBI's taxonomy places the organism in Eukaryota, Metazoa, Arthropoda, Insecta, Hymenoptera, Halictidae. The transcript is spliced from 7 exons.
AUGAAACUUUACUUUGCGGACGUGCCUCGUGGAUACCAACGAAGACGAAAGGAAAUCAAUUGCAGGACACCUCGAAGAAGCCUGCGACUGCGGUACCAGGAGUUCGCGGGGCUCUCCUCGAAGAGAAGGAGCUCCGCGUGUGAAGGGGCGCUGAAACGUAUCCCUGGGCCCGCCGUGGUGUUGUCCGCCGGGGGUGGCGGUGGCGGUGGGGGUGGAGGUGGGUGCAGACGCCGUGACUUGGAACGACGUGGUGGUGGCGGUCGGGGGGCCCCCUGCCUUGCCACCAUCAGCUCCUCUGUUGCUGGGAGCGCGGGGGGUUGUGGCCCUGUGGUGGGGCUCCCCUCCUAUAAAAAACGACAAGGUAGCGGCGCCACCUGGGGACGAGCUAGCCGAGGCCAUGGCAGAGAUCGCGGGGGCGGCGCGAACCUACUCGGUUCAGGCGUCGCCCCCGCGAAUUACGCUUCAGGACUGGGUGUAGCGCCUGAGCUACGAGAAGUCGUGAAUAUCCUUGGCGAAAGGAACCAAGUCGGUACGCUAACUGGUGUGGGACCACCACCGGGAGCCCUGGACGACGUCGAUCAAGGGGACGAGGAGGAAGGCACCUCUACAAAGAGACCACCAAGACCUCUCUACAGGAGGCUGAUUAAUUACGUUCGGCAGGCUUGGACCGGCGUAAAAUUCGCUCUAGACUCUGAAUACGAGGAGGAACAGACGCCACGGUAUAGACCAGAUUCCUUGGCAAGCCUUUGUAGAGCUACAAGAUUCACCGAGGCUGAGCUGAAGAGAAUAUAUCGUGGCUUCAAGGCAGAAUGUCCCACGGGAGUCGUGAGGGAGGAAACUUUCAAAUGCAUCUACUCACAGUUCUUUCCGCAAGGUGCCAACACUAGCCAAUACGCGCAUUACGUUUUCAACACCUUGGACCAGGAUCAUAGUGGUAUUCUCAGCUUUGAGGACUUUGUCACCGGCCUCAGUAUACUGUCUCGUGGUUCCAUCGACGAGAAACUACGCUGGACGUUUUCCCUUUACGAUAUCAACGGCGACGGUUGUAUCACGAGAGAAGAAAUGACAGAUAUCGUGACGGCGGUAUACGAGCUGAUGGGGAAAUUUUCCGAUCCAAAUUUGGACCACCAAGGUGUACGUGACAAAGUGGAUCGAAUGUUCCAGAAAAUGGAUGGGAACAAGGACGGAGUGGUGACAUUAUCCGAAUUUUUGGAAGCCUGUCGUGCGGACCCGGACAUUUCAACGAGUAUGGCAGCUCUGGAUACGGCCUUCUGACACUCGGCAC